CAUAAAGUGAAAUCCAUGAGGAUUCUCGGGCUUCUCCUGGAGAAAGGCUCGCAUAUGCUGCAGUGUCUCUGUGGAAGGCGCCUGAGAUCAAGCAACAGCCCAGAACCCCAGCUGAAGGGAAUUGUGACAAGGUUAUUCAGCCAGCAGGAAUACUUCCUGCAGAUGCACCCAGAUGGUACAAUUGAUGGGACCAAGGACGAAAACAGCGACUACACCCUUUUCAACCUAAUUCCUGUGGGUCUUCGUGUGGUGGCAAUCCAAGGGGUGAAGGCAGGCCUGUACGUUGCCAUGAACGCUGAGGGCUAUCUCUACAGCUCAGAUGUUUUCACACCAGAGUGCAAAUUUAAGGAAUCUGUCUUUGAAAACUACUAUGUUAUUUAUUCUUCCACGCUGUAUCGGCAGCAAGAAUCUGGACGAGCGUGGUUCCUGGGACUCAAUAAAGAAGGUCAAAUUAUGAAGGGAAACCGGGUGAAAAAAACCAAACCCUCAUCACAUUUUGUACCCAAACCCAUUGAAGUGUGCAUGUACAGAGAGCCAUCGCUGCAUGAAAUUGGAGAAAAACAAGGACGCUCUAGAAAAAGUUCAGGGACACCAACCAUGAACGGAGGCAAAGUCGUUAACCAAGACUCGACAUAGCUGACAAACACCCUCCCUCCCUCCAGCUCCUCCCCUCCCACCCACCUUCCCACCCCACCCGGCGAACCCACACUGAGAGGACGACAGCUGAGCAAGGCAGGACCUACAGUAGUGGCUAGGAGCCCGAACUCCAGGAGCUUCCUUUAUGUAGGACGAGGAAACCGAACCCCAGAUCUUGCCUGUUGCAACGUUUUAAAAAACAAAAUAAAAAACACACACACACGCCA
Messenger RNA from Meleagris gallopavo (turkey), 863 nucleotides. The record is from RefSeq and is a predicted model, not a curated record. NCBI's taxonomy places the organism in Eukaryota, Metazoa, Chordata, Aves, Galliformes, Phasianidae.